Protomyces lactucae-debilis is the source of this 705-nucleotide messenger RNA. RefSeq lists its product as uncharacterized. The transcript is spliced from 4 exons. Bases 1 to 705 code for a protein of 234 amino acids. NCBI's taxonomy places the organism in Eukaryota, Fungi, Ascomycota, Taphrinomycetes, Taphrinales, Protomycetaceae. Gene Ontology annotation, biological process: pyridoxine biosynthetic process. Gene Ontology annotation, molecular function: pyridoxamine phosphate oxidase activity; FMN binding. The record is from RefSeq and is a predicted model, not a curated record.
AUGUCUACAGAAGCAGCGACAAGCAAGGAUAAGUACAUCUUUACUGGAGACGAUCGUGAACAGUACACGAAAGGCGCCCUUGAGAUAUCUGAUGUGAAUCUGGAAAACCCCUUCAAGACGUUCCACCAGUGGUUCGACGAAGCCAAAGCGCAGAAGAUCACUGCCGAUGCUGUGUGUCUAUCUACCGCAGAGAUACCCUCGGGUCGCGUCUCCUCGCGCAUGGUAUUGCUGAAGGAGCUCGAUGACACUGGCUUCGUCAUCUACUCCAACUUUGGCACCUCACGCAAGUCAAGAGACCUCGAAUCGAAUAACCAUGCAUCACUCUGCUUCUGGUACGAAAAGAUGGAACGCUCCGUAAGAGUUGAGGGCACUACUGAACGCUUGACCCCAGCAGUAAGUCAAGUGUACUUUGACACACGGCCCGUAGGCUCUCGCAUCGGUGCUUGGGCGAGCCCCCAAUCUAAGCAUCUGGAAGACAGGUCAGAGUUAGAAGACCUCGUCAAGUCAAUCCGCACCAAAUUUAGCGCUGAUGGGAAGGAAGAUAGCGACAAGAGUGUCAAAAUACCCGUUCCUGAGUACUGGGGAGGUCUGCGGAUCAUACCAGAGCGGAUCGAGUUUUGGCAAGGACGGGCAAACAGGCAGCACGACCGAGUCUCGCUGGCGAAGAAGGGCUCACGUUGGGAGGCUGAGCGGCUCGCGCCAUAG